Molecule: messenger RNA, 3024 nt
Organism: Agelaius phoeniceus (red-winged blackbird)
Lineage: Eukaryota; Metazoa; Chordata; Aves; Passeriformes; Icteridae
Source: RefSeq, a predicted model, not a curated record
AUGAACUCCCGUUUACGAGCCUUAGGUGGGAGGAUAAAUAACAUACGAGCAUCGGAGCUACCAAAAGAGAAAACCCGAUCAGAAAUAAUCUGUAACGUCCACUUUCUGGAUGGCUCAGUACAAAGCUUCAAAGUCAACAAACAAGACACUGGACAGAUUUUGUUGGAUAUGACCUAUAACCAGCUGGGUGUGACAGAGAAGGAAUAUUUUGGUUUACAGCAAAAUGAGACUUCAGUAGAUUCACCUCGAUGGCUUGAACCAAGCAAACCUAUUAGAAAACAGUUAAAAGGAGGUUUUCCCUGCACACUUCAUUUUCGUGUAAGGUUUUUUAUACCUGAUCCUAAUACACUUCAGCAAGAACAAACCAGGCAUUUAUUCUUUCUGCAGUUGAAGAUUGAUAUUGCAGAAGGAAGGUUGUCAUGCCCCAUUAAUUCUGCUGUUGUCCUGGCAUCAUAUGCAGUACAAUCACAACUUGGAGACUAUAAUGCUUCAGUGCAUUGUUCAGGAUAUCUUUCAAAUUACAACUUUAUACCGGAGCAGAACAAAGAUUUUCUUACCAAAGUAGAAACACUACAUGAGCAACACAGUGGCCUCAAGCAAUCUGAAGCAGAGUCCUGCUAUAUAAAUAUAGCAAGAACACUUGAAUUCUAUGGAGUGGAAUUGCACAGUGGUAGAGAUCUCCAUAAUCUAGAUCUUAUGAUUGGGAUUGCAUCCAGUGGGAUUGCUGUAUAUAGAAAACUCAUCUGUACAAGCUUCUAUCCCUGGGUGAACAUUUUAAAAAUUUCCUUUAAAAGGAAAAAGUUUUUUAUACAACAACGGCAAAAACAUAAUGAAUCCAGAGAGCAUAUUGUUGCCUUCAACAUGUUAAAUUACAGAGCAUGCAAAAAUCUUUGGAAAUCUUGUGUAGAGCAUCACACAUUUUUUCAGGCAAAGAAGUCACUACCUCAUGAAAAAAAGAUAUUAUCACAUUAUUGGACUCUGGGUUCUAGAAAUCCAGCAAAGUCCAUAAACAACCAGUACUGCAGAAAAGUGAUAGGUGGGAUGGUUUGGAACCCAUCUAUGAGACGAUCCUUAUCAGUUGAGCACCUAGAGACCAAAAGCCUUCCUUCUCGAUCACCUCCUGUUACCCCCAAUUGGCGGAGUCCUAGACUACGCCAUGAAAUCCGCAAACCACGACACUCAUCUGUAGAUAACCUUACGAAUGAGAUUAGUUAUAUUACUGAAACAGAGGAUGUUUUUUACACAUAUAAGGGCUCUCCAACGUCAAAGGACAGUGAUUCAGAGUUCUCUCAGAACCGUAGUCCACAGAGGAGGAACGUAUUGGGAAACAGUCCGACACGGAGCUCUCUGACCCAUCUCUCACCUAAAGCCUUGGCUCACUCUCCCAAUGGAGUUGGCAACAUUUCUGGCUCUUACCCACUGGAAGGGGUGGAUAAGCAGUUCCUAGAAACGUAUGACAACGUUACAAAAAGCAGCUCAACAGAAGACUCCAGUCAGUACUACUGUGAUAAGAAUGACCUAAUUGAGGGAGAUUUACUUUUGGUGCGUAUCAUACCAGAUGAAGAAGGGAAGUUUGGAUUUAAUCUAAAGGGUGGAGUAGAUCAGAAAAUGCCACUGCUGGUAUCAAGAAUAACUCCAGGAUCACCUGCUGAUAAAUGCAUUCCAAAGCUGAAUGAAGGUGAUCAGAUAGUAUUAAUUAAUGGCCGAGAUAUCUCAGAGCACACGCAUGACCAGGUGGUCAUGUUCAUAAAAGCCAGCAGAGAAUCCCACACAAGAGAGCUUGCACUUUUGGUCAGGAGGAAAGUAGUCAAACAGUUUGUGGAUCCCAUAUCAGAAGAUGAAGCUGAUUCUCACACUCUGCCAGAAUCUAUUCUUCCUGUCUGUUCUGAAUACGGUGGUGAUACACUGGAGGAGUCUAUGGAGCAGCUAAGAAGAGGGCUAGAAAGUGGGACUGUCCUUAUUCAGUUUGAGCAACUUUACAGAAAGAAACCAGGAUUGGCUGUUACAUGUGCAAAGGUACCUCAGAAUAUGGACAAGAAUAGAUACAAAGAUGUUCUACCUUAUGAUGCCACAAGGAUAAUAUUGCAAGGAGAUGAAGAUUACAUUAAUGCAAAUUAUGUGAAUAUGGAAAUUCCUUCUGCUGGCAUUGUGAACCGGUACAUUGCUACUCAGGGGCCUCUUCCACACACAUGUGCACAUUUCUGGCAAGUAGUCUGGGAUCACAAAUUAUCACUGAUCAUCAUGCUAACAACUCUCACUGAACGAGGACGGACCAAAUGUCAUCAGUAUUGGCCUGAUCCACCAGAUGUAAUGGAAUAUGGCUGCUUCCGUGUCAGGUGCCACUCUGAAGACUGCACAAUUGCUUAUGUUGUCAGAGAAAUGGUCAUUACAAACAUUGAGACAGAACAACAGCACACCGUCACCCAUCUCCAGUACGUAGCUUGGCCUGAUCAUGGCGUUCCUGAUGACUCCAUGGACUUCUUGGAGUUUGUGAACUGUAUGAGGCCAAAGAGAGUAAAGAAUGAGCCAGUUCUUGUUCACUGCAGUGCAGGAAUCGGUCGCACUGGUGUGUUGGUCACUAUGGAAACAGCCAUGUGCUUAAUUGAAAGGAACCAGCCUGUUUAUCCACUGGAUAUUGUACGGAAAAUGCGGGACCAGAGAGCUAUGAUGGUGCAAACAUCAAGUCAAUACAAAUUUGUUUGUGAAGCUAUUCUUCGUGUUUACAAAGAAGGAUUGGUUCGACCACUGGAUUCCAGUUAGCACAGCAGUGAAGGAUGAUUUUUUUGCCUAAAAUCCUACUCUUUAAGUAAAGCAAGGGCUUGUUUCUGAAAGCAACUAGAAUGGACUAGAAGCCCAUGAAAAGACAGAUGAGCACAUAUGAACUGUGGCACUUUAAAUUUCUCAAGAAGAUUGCUAAAUCAUGUACAGUAUAACAAAGUCACAUAGAUAAAUAUAUGACAGCAAUUGUGUGUAAUAUGCUUUAUUCACAUAGACAACCAUAAACAAUCAUGGAAACCUUAACAC